This is a messenger RNA of Hemicordylus capensis (graceful crag lizard), 4472 nucleotides long. It is a transcript of the gene RBL2, whose product is annotated as RB transcriptional corepressor like 2. The record is from RefSeq and is a predicted model, not a curated record. Gene Ontology annotation, biological process: cell differentiation; regulation of transcription by RNA polymerase II; negative regulation of G1/S transition of mitotic cell cycle. Gene Ontology annotation, cellular component: transcription regulator complex; chromatin; nucleus. The coding region runs from base 155 to 3655 and encodes 1166 amino acids. The transcript is spliced from 22 exons. NCBI's taxonomy places the organism in Eukaryota, Metazoa, Chordata, Lepidosauria, Squamata, Cordylidae. Gene Ontology annotation, molecular function: RNA polymerase II transcription regulatory region sequence-specific DNA binding.
AACGGGGCGGCUGCGGGGGGAGGAGGCGGGGGCUGCCUUCAAACGCACAAAAACAAUCCGCCGCGCAGGCGCAGUCUGUGCCCUCCGCGCGAGCCGCCUUCCUCGCGGACUGCCGGCGCUGCCCCCCCCCCCCCCCCGCGCCCUCUCAGCGGCGAUGCUGGGCGGAGACGAGGAGACGACCGCGGUGCUGGCCGGAGGGGGCGCUCCAUCGCCGGGCCCCGCUGCUUCUCCCUCCGGGGCGGCAGCGGAGGAAGGAGAGGAAGGAACCGCCGCCCCCGCCCAGGAAGAAGCGGGGGAGGAUGAGGAGAAAAAAGAGGAGGGCGGAGACGAGGAAGAGGAGGAGGAGGAGGAAGAAGCCGCGGCAGAAGCGGAGCGCGACACCCGGCAGCGCUACGAGGAGCUCUGCGGGCUGCUCAACAUGGACGAGCGAGCCCGAGCCGAGGCCUGGCUGAGCUACCAGAGCAUGAGGAGAAAUUACACCCUGGAGGGAAACAAUCUACAUUGGCUAGCGUGUUCCUUAUAUGUGGCUUGCAGAAAAGCCGUCCCGACAGUUAGCAGAGGAACUGUUGAAGGAAACUAUGUAUCCUUAAUAAGAAUAUUACGCUGCUCAGGACAAAGUUUGAUAGAGUUUUUUAACAAGAUGAAGAAAUGGGAAGAUAUGGCAAAUCUACCCUCCCAGUUCAGAGAACGUACCACAAGAUUAGAAAGAAACUUUACAGUUUCUGCUGUAAUUUUUAAGAAGUAUGAACCCAUUUUUCAGGACAUUUUCAAGUACCCUCAAGAUGAACAGCCACGCCAGCAGAGAGGAAGAAAACAAAGGAGACAACCUUGCACAGUUCCUGAAGUGUUCCAGUUUUGCUGGGUACUUUUUGUUUAUGCAAAAGGCAAUUUCCCUAUGAUCAGUGAUGACUUGGUCAAUUCCUACCAUCUCUUAUUAUGUGUCCUGGAUCUAGUUUAUGGAAAUUCACUGCAAUGCCCAAACCGUAAGGAGCUUCUGAAUCCCAAUUUUAAAGGGCUGCCUGAAGACUUUCAUAGUAAGGAUUUCAAGCUGUUGUCUGAGCCCCCCUGUAUCAUUGAAAAACUCUGCUCCUUACAUGAUGGAGUGGUGUUAGAAGCCAAGGGUAUAAAGGAACAUUUCUGGAAGCCUUAUGUGAGGAAACUUUUUGAGAAAAAGAUUCUAAAGGGAAAAGAGGAAAACCUGACUGGGUUUCUCGAUCCAGGAAACUUUGGAGAAAGUUUCAAAGCCAUCAACAAGGCCUAUGAGGAGUAUGUAUUGUCUGUUGGAAAUCUAGAUGAGCGAAUAUUUCUUGGGGAUGAUGCAGAUGAGGAAAUAGGAACCCUGCGAAGAUGCUUAAACACAACUUCGGGCAUGGAAACAGCGGAAAGAGUGCAAGUGAAAUGUAAUUUGCAGGAACAUUUCGAACAAACAAAGUCCUUUAGAAUAUCUACACCUCUUACUGGCCGGAAGUAUAUAAAGGAGAGUGACCCGUGUGACAGCCCCAUUUCCAUUGCUACAUACAGCUUGACCCGGCUCCAUACGAUGUUGACAGGGCUGAAGAAUGCCCCUAGUGAAAAUCUGGAGCAAAUUCUCAGGGCAUGUUCCAGGGAUCCUUCUCUCUCAAUUGCCAAUAGAUUGAAAGAAAUGUACGGAAUUUAUUGUCAGAGGGCACAGGGAGAACCAGGCAGCUUCUCCAAAGAGACUGUUGGAAAACACUUUCGGCUUGCCGAAGUCCUUUACUAUAAGGUAUUGGAGUCUGUCAUUGAGCAGGAAAAGCGAAGGCUAGGAGAUGCUGACUUAUCUGCCAUUCUGGAGCAUGAUGUGUUUCACAGGUCUUUGCUGGCCUGUUGCCUUGAGAUAAUAACUUACUCUUACAACCCAGCUGAAAGUUUUCUGUUUAUCACGGAUAUAUUUGAUGUUCCAGCCUUUCACUUUUAUAAGGUAAUAGAGAUUCUGAUACGAGCAGAAGAUGGCCUUUGCCGAGAAGUGGUGAAGCACCUCAAUCACAUCGAGGAGCAGAUCUUAGAGAGCCUGGCAUGGAAAGUGGAAUCUCCAUUAUGGGACAAAAUAAAAGAAAAUGAAAAUAAAGUUCCCAACUGUGAGGAGGUUAUGCCCUCUCAGUAUUUUGAAAAGUCAGAUGGCAACAGUGUGGCAGGCUCCCCGAGGAGGUUAAUUGAGGUCCGUGCUGAAAGUGGAGCACUGGGGAAGGCCCUUUCGUCUUCUCCGACCACACUGUAUGAGAGAUACAGCUCUCCUACAGGCAACCCCACCAGGAGGAGGCUGUUUGUCGAUAACGACACCCCCACUGACGCCACUCGGACCUCUGUGAGAGUCUCGCAGCAGCCUGUGGUCAGCACGGUACCUGUGCAGAACGUCUCGUCAGAAGCGAUACCUGUCACGCCAGUCCCUGGGCAGACUCUCGUAACCGUGGCAACCGCAACUGUAACUGCAAACAACGGGCAGACGGUCACGAUACCGGUGCAAGGCAUUGCCAAUGAAAAUGGAGGAAUAACGUUCAUCCCAGUGCAGGUCAACGUAGGUGGGCAAGGCCAACCACUCUCCAGUUCCAUCCAGCCUCUCAGUGCACAGACCCUUGCUGGGACUCUGAGCACUCAACAGAUGGCUGGAACAGCCCUACAGUUACAAGGCCAAGUGGCGGUCCAACAGAUUGCCCUUCCUGGAGAAAAUCGGCCAAAGCAACAACUGGGCAGCUCUAGUGCUAAAUCCCGAAAGGCUGGCUCACUCUCGCUCUUCUUUAGAAAGGUGUUCCACUUAGCAAGUGUCCGCCUGCGGGAUCUCUGUCUCAAACUGGAUAUUUCAGAUGAUCUGAGGAAGAAAAUCUGGACCUGUUUUGAAUUCUCUCUGGUUCAGUGCUCUGAGCUCAUGAUGGACCGGCAUUUAGAUCAACUGUUGAUGUGUGCUAUUUAUGUAAUUGCAAAGGUUACUAAAGAAGACACUUCAUUUCAGAACAUCAUGCGCUGUUAUCGGACACAACCACAAGCCAAAAGCCACGUAUAUCGAAGUGUCUUGAUAAAAGGCAGAAGACGAAGGCAUUCAGGCAACAGUGAAAACCACAGCCAGCAGAAUUCGCCAGAUGAGAGGAAUAAGGAUAAAACAAGCAGAGAUUCCAGCCCAGUGAUGAGAUCGAGCAGCACCCUGCCAGUCCCACAGCCCAGUAGUGCUCCCCCGACUCCAACACGCCUGACUGGGGCCAACAGUGAUAUCGAGGAAGAAGAACGGGGGGAUCUGAUUCAGUUUUAUAAUAAUGUCUACAGUGACCGAAUUAAGGACUUUGCCCUGAAGUACUCCCCAACCAAUGGAGCUGAAGCUCCUCCCCUGUCUCCAUAUCCUUUUGUAAGAAGUGGAUCUCCACGCAGAAUCCAGCUGUCUCAGAAUCACUCCAUUUACAUUUCCCCUCACAAAAAUGAAUCUGCUUUGUCUCCACGGGAGAAGAUAUUCUACUAUUUUAGCAGCAGCCCAUCAAAGAGACUUCAUGAGAUUAACAGUAUGAUUAGAACUGGGGAGACGUCAACAAAGAAGAGGGGCAUUGUCCUAGAAGAGGGUGCUGAAUCGCCAGCCAAGCGCAUGUGCCCUGAAAACCACACAGCCCUCCUGCGGCGGUUGCAAGACGUGGCCAAUGACCGAGGUUCUCACUGAGCUCCAGUAGACUACUCUUGGGAGGGUUGGUUCUGUGCGGGCUGGCAGUUGGCCAGUCGCGGCCAUGCCUGCAACCUUCAUGCAUCUGAGGCACUUUCCAUGGUGUCAUGAAGGACUGGGGGACCGUCAAGGGCACGCUACUUCUGGCACCAGCUGAACUGCAGCUCUUGGAGAGCCGUCUGCAGUGUUCAUGCCAUUCUGUCGGGAAGAGGCUUCCUCCUCCAUCAUGAUGCUGCAACAGAAAGUCCACUCCUCUCUUGCUGGGGAAUACAUAGGAGAGUGUUGCUAGCUGCACUUUCCCCACUGCAGCAUUUUUAACUUAUUGACAGAAGUUAUGUUUAGUGCCAUAGAAAGGGGUGGUAACUAGUUUUUACACAUUGGUUCAGAAAGCAUUAAUUUUUGUAGCUAUUUGGCAAGCCUAUCAUUGUAGUACUUGGAAUUGGUGUGUCAUUGAGAAAAGCAAGCCUAGAAGCUAGUCAUCAGAUCAGGAUGAUGGAAUGGAUACCAAACUUGGCUACCUACCCAGGAAACCACUGGCAUUCCAGUUAAGAGCAGCCAAUGGUUAAGAUGACACAGGAGAGGAGAUAGAACAGAAGCAGUAUUUUAGCAAAAACUUUAGCUCACUUGCCCAGUUUUGUCUGUCUUACAUGCCCUUCAGUAAUUAAGAUAAUUGUGUUCAAAGCUGUGCAAUGUUUUAAGUGAACUCUUAACCCGAGGGUAGCACUUCAAGGCCUCUGAAGCAUCAUUUUGAAAUGCAGAUUAGUUUGCUAUCUAUUUGCAAUGGCACUUUUAAAAAAAUAUAUUUUAAAUAGCCAAA